This is a messenger RNA of Belonocnema kinseyi, 917 nucleotides long. RefSeq lists its product as uncharacterized. NCBI's taxonomy places the organism in Eukaryota, Metazoa, Arthropoda, Insecta, Hymenoptera, Cynipidae. Gene Ontology annotation, cellular component: collagen trimer. The coding region runs from base 1 to 627 and encodes 208 amino acids. Gene Ontology annotation, molecular function: extracellular matrix structural constituent. The transcript is spliced from 2 exons. The record is from RefSeq and is a predicted model, not a curated record.
AUGAACCCAGAAUUCUCAGGGAUUCUUAAUCAAUUCUUCGGAACUGUUUAUAUUCCUACCGAAGAAGAAAAUACGUUGAAGGUCAAAUAUGCCGGGAUAGAAAAUUUAAAUGCGGAAAAAAGCCAGCACAGAGACUCCGGGGCAGCAGGUGGUGGACAGUCACUCGUGUCUCCAGGAUCCUGUCUUGAAGAAUUCCGAACCCGACCCUUCAUCGAAUGUCGUGGCCUUGGAACUUGCAACUACUUUGCAACUGCCGUUUCCUACUGGCUCGCAACUAUAAAAGACUACGAACAGUUCAGAAAACCUCUUCAGCAAACUCUGAAGGCUGAUCACACAUCAAGAGUCAGUCGUUGUGCAGUUUGUCAACGUCGCCGUGUUAGCGAAGAGUACGAAGGGAGAUUGAAACCUCUCAGAGAAAAUCGCUAUCCACAAAGUAUACAUCCUGGUCGAGAAAAUGAGGAGGAAAGAACUAUUAUAAGAGCACCACCAGCACGUACUCGAAAUCCAAAUCUGGAUUGGCAGCGGUAUCCAAGACCUGGACAGCAAAGGUCUACAUACCGAAGACCUAAUCAAUAUAAUCAAUAUCCAAAGAGAGGUCGCGAUCGCACUGGUUCAAAUUAUACAUGAUAGAAUCAUCUAGAACAAACCGCGGGCCGGAUUCGCGACGGUGAAAAGUAUCUCAGUUUGUAUUUAGAUUUGCCUCUCUUCUGGCAGUCGGUUCAUGGUGAUAUCAUGAAAUUGUUUGGGACUGAAAUAUUUUUUUAAAGGCAAAAUAUUAGAAACGUAUUUCUUGUUUUUCUCAACAUCAAAAUUUCAUGAACUUGAACUUGAACUUAGACCGGAACUUUAAAAUUUAAAAAUCAUCUUACAUUUUGAAUACCCUGAAAAAAAUUGAAACAGAAAUAUGAAAUGAUGAG